CUUGCUGCUUCCCCCCUAGGUAUGCAGUGCUUUGUGGUCAGCUGGCUGAGCAUGAGAGCAUCCAGAGGCGCAUCCAGAGUGGCUUUAGCUUCAAGGAGCAUGUGGACAAAGCCAUUGCUCUCCAGCCAGAAAAUCCCAUGGCUCAUUUUCUUCUUGGCAGGUGGUGCUAUCAGGUCUCUCACCUGAGCUGGCUAGAAAAAAAAACUGCUACAGCCUUGCUUGAAAGCCCUCUCAGUGCCACUGUGGAAGAUGCCCUCCAGAGCUUCCUAAAGGCUGAAGAACUACAGCCAGGAUUUUCCAAAGCAGGAAGGGUAUAUAUUUCCAAGUGCUACAGAGAACUAGGGAAAAACUCUGAAGCUAGAUGGUGGAUGAAGUUGGCCCUGGAGCUGCCAGAUGUCACUAAGGAGGAUUUGGCUCUCCAGAAGGACCUGGAGGAAUUAGAAGUCAUUUUAGGAGACUAAGCACAUUUCACUGGCCUUCAUGACUUGAUGCCACUAUAAAAGUCAAAGCUUUUUUUUUUCUUAGACAUUCCUGAGAUCAGGCAAAUACUCAAAUCUGACUUCUGGGUCUGACUGCCACCUACUGCCAUUCCCCAUCGGGUAAUUUAUUCUAACCUCUUAACCUAAUCUAAAAUUGGGGAAGUACUGGUGGCCUGGGUUGCUGCUGUUCUCUCCCUUGAGUGAUCUCUAGGGG
This is a messenger RNA of Sapajus apella (tufted capuchin), 693 nucleotides long. It is a transcript of the gene RMDN3, whose product is annotated as regulator of microtubule dynamics 3. The annotation marks the transcript as partial. Gene Ontology annotation, cellular component: spindle microtubule; cytoplasm; mitotic spindle pole. Lineage: Eukaryota; Metazoa; Chordata; Mammalia; Primates; Cebidae. The record is from RefSeq and is a predicted model, not a curated record. Gene Ontology annotation, molecular function: microtubule binding. The transcript is spliced from 6 exons.